AUGAAAAAAUUAAGUUAAUAAGUGCUUAGAAAUGAAAGAAGGCUAAAACCACAUUUUUAGAUAGAGAUGUAUCUAAUUAUUUGAUCCGAAGCUUUCAAUAAUAAUAAAAAUUGGAUGAUCAAUGUAUAGAGAAGUUGUCAUCAGAGUUAAUUUUAUCAAAGUCUUAGAAAAUUUUAUCAAUUGAUUUAAUAAAGAAGUAUUUAGAUGCUAAUUUAAGGUGGCAUUUGGAUUUAUCUAAUCUAACGGAUAGAAGUGUAAAGGAUUUGAGUUUAAGUCUUUCUUAAUUAUCAAGAUUGGAUCAAUUAAAUUUAGGACUUUAUGGGUAAAUUCCAUUUUCUAAUUUGAUAGUUGGGGAUAUUGGAAUGAAAAUAUUACUGAUAGUUCUUUAAAUUAUUUGACUUAAGCAAUCUUAUUCUAAGAUAAAUUGAGUGAAUUUAAAUUGGAUUUGAAUAUGUGGGCUUAUGAGAAUUAAAGAAUCACCGACAAAGGUGUAGACAGAUUGUUACAUGGAAUAAGUUUACUCAAUAAUUUAGGCAGUUUAGAACUCAAUAUGAAAGGUUGGGGAGAUGGUAACUAUGAGAUAACAGAUAAUACAAUAAUAGGGUUAUCUGAAUGUCUAAAAAAACUCAAAAAUUUAUCAGAGAUCAAACUCAUUUUGUAAUUUCUAUUAUGAAAUAAUAUAGAUGGAAAAAUAUUGGAUUAUAAGCAACCAAAUAAUUAAAUAGAACAUUGUCCAAUUUGAAAAAUUUAACCAAAAUAGAAAUUUAAUUUGAGAGGUACUUUUAGACAAUAUCUAUUCAUUAGUUGUUCAUCAUAAUAAUAGGCUGCAUAAUAUGAAAAUGUAGAUUAGAGGCUUUUUUAAAUUAAAGUGAAUGCCAUUCAAAAACGAAAAUUACUAUUCUAAGUGGAAGGGAUAUUAGUCAAUCUUGAAUAGUUGAUACCAAAAUGCACUUUAUGGGACAUUAUUUUAAAAUUAUGA
Molecule: messenger RNA, 979 nt
Organism: Paramecium octaurelia
Lineage: Eukaryota; Ciliophora; Oligohymenophorea; Peniculida; Parameciidae
Source: the annotation of a GenBank genome assembly